GCUGCCGAGUGUGACGUCUAAUCUAGUGGACGGGCCGCUUCUUUAUUAACAACAGCUUGUUGAGCUAUCUCGGUAGCUUGCUAGGCAACAUAGCCGAAACAUUGGAGCUCUUUAGACGCGUUCAGUGUAUAUUUUUCUGUGUUUUAAAACAUACUUCUUUCGUAUAGCUAGUUGCCCCAUUUAAUUUCAUAUUUACUUUGUAAAUCGGGUAGCUAGCUGGCUGGAUAAAUUAGAUUAGCUCCAGGCUAGUCGUUAAUGCUAACCCGCUAGCUAGCUAACAUCCCAGACCAUGAGUUCACUAAGCUACUCUCCUCCUGUUAAAGAAGAGGAGGUCUACUGGACGGAGAAAGAACCUCUGGGGAUGAACAUUGUCAUGAAAGAAGAAGAGGAUGUUUCAGUAAAAGGAGAGGAAGAAGCUUUCAGAAUGAAAAAGGAGGAAGAGGAGGCUAUCAGUAUCACAUUGAAAGAAGAGGAUGAUGUUACAGUGAAAGAAGAGAGAGAACAUUUUAGAGUGAAAGAUGAAGAGGGGAUAGAGACUGUCACAGUGGAAGAAGAGAAAGAACCCUUUGUUGUGGCAGAGGAGGCUAUCUUAAGAAAAGAGGAGGAAGACGUUUUGGGAGAUGAAGAGGAAGGAGAGGAGACUGAAGAUCUGAUUAUCACCAGAGAGAGACCAGACUCUCACUCUGACAGCGGGAAGAGUCCUUCAGGGGAACCAGACCCAGAGACGCCCAAACCAGGGAGACAACACCACUGCUCCCACUGUGGAAAGAGUUUUAGUUGGUUAGGGUACCUAAAACAGCACGAGAGAAAACACACAGGAGAAAAGCCUUUCCAAUGUUCCCAGUGUGGAAAGAGAUUUACCUGGUUAGGAAGCCUAAGGGAGCAUAAGAGAAUACACUCUGGAGAGAAACCGUUCCACUGUUCCCAGUGUGGAAUGACUUUCGCCUGGUUAGGGAGCCUGAAAACCCAUGAGAGUUCACACACAGGGGAAAAACCUUUCCAAUGUUCCCAGUGUGGAAAGCGUUUUACCCAGUUAGGGAGGCUGAAGGAGCAUGAGAAGAUACACACAGGGGAAAAGCCUUUCCAAUGCUCCCUGUGUGGAAAGAGUUUUACCAAGUUAGGGGCCCUGAAGGAGCAUGAGAAGAUACACACAGGGGGAAAGCCUUUCCAAUGCUCCCUUUGUGGAAAGAAUUUUACCCGCUUAGGGAACCUAAAAGAGCAUGAGACAAAACACACACAAGAAAAGCCCUACCACUGCUCCCUGUGUGGAAAGAGUUUUACCAAGUUAGGAGCCUUGAAUAGACAUGACAGGACACACACUGGAGGGGAUAAGACGUACUACUGCUCCCUGUGUGGAAAGACAUUUAACCGAUUAAGACAUCUGAAUAAGCAUGAAAGAAUACAUACACAGGAGGAGAAGACAUACCACUGCUCUCAGUGUGGAAAGACAUUUUCCCAGUUAGAGGAUCUGAAAUCACAUGAGAGAAUAGAGAGACUGUGUUCUGACUUAAGUUUUUGAUUGAGAAGUCAUAUUGUUUAUAUGAACUUUAAAAACUUUUUUUUUUUUAUGUUUAUCUGGAGACCUGAUCUAAAAUCAGAUUAAACACAAUUUGUAUUUUGUUUUGAUUAUGAACUUUAAUAAUUUGGGGAUAUUAUUAUAUAGAUUAAUGGAGUUUUGGAUUUCUUGAUUCUAACCUUAAACCUCUUGAAUGUGAUCUGGCUUUUCGCUAAAUUAAUUUGAUUUGAAUACACGAUUUAGAUAUUGCACCAUGUACAUUAUGGAAUAGAUUAAUAGAAUGAGCAUUUCUUCAUUUUGAACAUUGAAACCUCUUGAAUUUAGUCGUUCUGUUUCAUCGAGUUCAUUUGUUUACUUGUCGUCAAGAUAAAGGACGAUGAAAAUGUGAUGGCGUUUUUAUAACAACAUGGAUAAGUUGUUGACAUGAAAAACAUGAAUGUUCCCAUCCACUAUGUAGAAGCAGUAUAGAGUUGUUUAUUUUGAUAUUAUCUGUUGACUGAAUGAAUCAGAAUUGGCAUAGAAUACAGAUGUGUACUAGAUGUGAAGUCUAUAAUUCUCACUCGUCAAAAGUUCAUUGAUGAACCAAAGCUUCUCUUUGUAAGUCUCAAUAUAAUAUUAAUCUUUUGAAAGAAACUUUGUCUGAAAAUCAAAUAUUUUCCUCAACUGCGUUACCCACUCCAGACAACAGAUGGCGAUGUUUCUAGCGUGACGUAUAAUCUAGUGGACGGGAUGCUUCUUUGUAAUAAAAUAAUACUUUUUUUUGUCUUAAUUUAUUUAGUACCAAUACUCCCUUUACCCUGUCUAACUAGUACCAAUACUCCCUUUACCCUGUCUAACUAGUACCUUUACCCUGUCUAACUAGUACCAAUACUCCCUUUACCCUGUCUAACUAGUACCAAUACUCCCUUUCAUGAUGUCCUCCCACAAUCUGCCCUGUCUAACUAGUACCAAUACUCCCUUUACCCUGUCUAACUAGUACCAAUACUCCAUUUACCCUGUCUAACUAGUACCAAUACUCCCUUUACCCUGUCUAACUAGUACCAAUACUCCCUUUCAUGAUGUCCUCCCACAAUCUGCCCUGUCUAACUAGUACCAAUACUCCCUUUACCCUUUGAAGUUAACUAGUUGAUGAUAUUUCACUUAGCUAUAGUAUGUAUAGUUGACUAGAUAGCUAGCUAACAAGCAGCUCAUUAGCCUACACAGUGGCCUACUGCAGAUAGCUAGCUAACAAGCAGCUCAUUAGUCUAUACAGUGGCCUGCUGCAGAUAGCUAGCUAACAAGCAGCUCAUUAGCCCACACAGUGGCCUGCUGCAGAUAGCUAGCUAACAAGCAGCUCAUUAGCCUACACACUGUAGCCUGCUGCAGAUAGCUAGCUAACAAGCAGCCCAUUAGUCUACACUGUGGCCUGCUGCAGAUAGCUAGCUAACAAGCAGCUCAUUAGCCCACACUGUGGCCUACUGCAGAUAACUAGCUAACAAGCAGCUCAUUAGCCCACACUGUGGCCUGCUGCAGAUAGCUAGCUAACAAGCAGCUCAUUAGCCUACACACAGUGGCCUGCUGCAGAUAGCUAGCUAACAAGCAGCUCAUUAGCCCACACUGUAGCCUGCUGCAGAUAGCUAGCUAACAAGCAGCUCAUUAGCCUACACACUGUAGCCUGCUGCAGAUAGCUAGCUAACAAGCAGCUCAUUAGUCUACACACUGUGGCCUACUGCAGAUAGCUAGCUAACAAGCAGCUCAUUAGUCUAUACACAGUGGCCUGCUGUAGAUAGCUAGCUCACAAUACAGCGUUUAACAUUUCCCAAAGGUAUUUACUUAUGAUGGCUGGCAGUUUGCACCUGGUAUUGUCCUUAAGCUAAGAUAAAUUAGCAUACACACACACACACACACACACACACACAGAGAGAGAGUCAAUGUCAAAAUUAAUUUGAUAAAAUCCUUCUUAUAUCAGCAUCUUGUAUUUAUUAUGGAACCCUAUUGGCUGUUACCAAGGCAACGGUUGCCGGGGUCCAGCAACGCGAGACCGUUCCAUAACGUCACACCUGACGCAACACAGUCAGUGUUGUUCCCUCAGGCCACCACUCCACCGACACAUAUUUACAAUGCCACAUCCAUGUGUAUUUAUUAAGGAUCCCCAUUAGUUCUGCCAAGG
Oncorhynchus gorbuscha (pink salmon) is the source of this 3665-nucleotide messenger RNA. Its product is annotated as zinc finger protein OZF-like. Gene Ontology annotation, biological process: central nervous system development; regulation of transcription by RNA polymerase II. The record is from RefSeq and is a predicted model, not a curated record. Bases 290 to 1519 code for a protein of 409 amino acids. The transcript is spliced from 2 exons. Gene Ontology annotation, cellular component: nucleus. Gene Ontology annotation, molecular function: DNA-binding transcription factor activity, RNA polymerase II-specific; RNA polymerase II cis-regulatory region sequence-specific DNA binding. NCBI's taxonomy places the organism in Eukaryota, Metazoa, Chordata, Actinopteri, Salmoniformes, Salmonidae.